CUGCCUUGCAAGUACUUGCUGAAUCAUGUUAGCUCUCUAACCUUAUACUACCUGUUUUCUAUGAGCAAGAAUUGAACUCGGCACCCCAGGAUUUACAACACUCACACACGUACCAACUACUUGCGUUAGACCUCGCCUUUGACGAGCAUGCUACUAGCUACCAAGAUCUUCUAAGCUUCUUGUUCAAAGCUAUGGAUGAGGAAGAGAACAAGGGUGUUACAAUCUGAAAAGACUACAGAAGCAAUGUUCAGAGCAGCAAAAUCAGGAAACAUCAUGGUUUUAAAAUUUAUUUUUAACUAUAACCCCAAUUUGUUUAUGGAAGUCAAUCCUCAAGGGCAAAACUUACUUCACAUAACAAUUUCAAAUCGACAAAUAAGUGUAUUUCGUCUGAUAUUGCAUAAGGGUGCAUACAAAAACAUGUUAGUGCUACAUGUCGAUCGUGAAGGAUACAAUAUUCUCCACUUAGCUGGAAUGUUAGCAGCUGAAGAAAGAUUUGGAUCACCAAUUCAUCAAUUUCUUAUUCAUAGUGAAGAACUAUGGUUUCGGGAAGUGGAGAAGAUAGUUCCUCCCAUAUAUAAAACCAUGGAGAAUGAAAAACUCAUGACUCCAAAAAAAGUAUUUUAUAUGGAACACAAAGAACUGUCUGAAAAAGCUAUAACUGAACUGAAAGGAAUUGCAAGUAAUUUUUUAGUUGUAGCAGCUCUUCUAGUUUCCAUAGGGAUGAGCGCACUUCUCACAAUAAAAACUAACAAUACAAGCGGAAAGCAUCUGAUUUUUGAGGAAAAUAUAUGGUACAUAAUAUUCCUGCUAUCAGUUGGAGUUGGAGUGAGCUUAUGUGUUGUAUCUAUGCAUUGCUUUACCUCAGUUAUACUACCUUCAAGCUGGAGUCCAAACAUAACUUGUGUUAACUCAAGUCUAGCAAGGAUUACAUUUGGGUAUUUGUUUAUUUAUGCAUCCAUAGGAAUCCUAGGUAUUUUUAGUACCAUAUCCGGUGUUAUUUUGGUCUACACCUUCUUGCCUAACUGGAUCUUUUAUGUUAUUGUUGCAUGUUGUGGCAUUUCAACUGCCAUGUUUUAUGUGUUUCUUUACUGUUCUUUGCUUCUCACUGUUCGCUUGACACUGGCCCUUUGCCAGAAAUAUGGAGUGAUGAUGCUAACGAAAUUGGGGUUUGAAAUUAGUUGGGAGCCUUUCUUCUUGGAUUAGUCAACUAUAUAAUGUUUUGGGAGGACGUGAUGUAAAAUAAUUUUCUUUUCUAUCAAUGAUAUGUAAAAUAACUAUCUGAAUAUAACCUUGAUAUAUAUGGUGGCAUUUAGCAUGCACAAAGUAUAAAUUUGUGCACCAUACACAAAAUGGUGUAUCAUGCACAAGUUUAUCCCUUGUGCAGGUUAAACGCCACCGAUAUAUAUCGUUACCUUGUGCUAUAUUGCAUUUAUAUUUUUCAUUGAAACUUUUGUGCUUAUGUUGUAUGUCGUCAACCUGUUAUCGAACCGGUGAUAACUAAAGAUAUACUUCUGAUUCUGAUAUUAUAUAAGUUAUC
Molecule: messenger RNA, 1537 nt
Organism: Medicago truncatula (barrel medic)
Lineage: Eukaryota; Viridiplantae; Streptophyta; Magnoliopsida; Fabales; Fabaceae
Exons: 3
Coding region: 196-1203 (335 amino acids)
Cellular component (GO): membrane
Source: RefSeq, a predicted model, not a curated record